AUGGCGGCUCCAUCUUCUGUGCGUGUAUGGGGAGGUGUCCCGAGUCCCCAACGGGCUCCUGAGAGCCAGCCCCCAAACUCUCCUGUCCAUCUAAAGCGGGAAGGUGUUGACAGAGAAGACCUUGGGGGGCUGUACCGCCUGUGCUUUUCCCCCACGUCGUGUAGCACAUGCUUAUUUAUAUUUCCAGUAGGCGAGAAACUCCCUAAUUCGCGAAUGAAUUUAGGCUUAUAUCCGAAACGGGAGUGUGAGCCCCAGUUGAAAACUGUGCAGGGAGUUGUCACAAGUUUCUGUGGUGAUUAUGGUGUGAUUGAUGAGUCGAUCUACUUCAGUUGUGAUGUUGUGACUGGCAAUGAGCCUCUAAAAGUUGGACAGAGAGUUAAUGCGGUUGUGGAAGAAGAUAAAACACUUUAUGGAUUGAGAGCAAUCAAGGUGGACAUUGUGCCUUACGAUGCUGGACCCUCAGACGCAGGAACCAAACUUUUAGUUGGAUGUGUCACUUCUAUAAGUGAGGAUACUGUUUAUAUUAGUGACGACAUUAAUUUCUCCCUAGACAUUAUUUCUGAAGAUUUUGUGCCUUAUGAGGGCGACUGGUUAGACGUGGAAUAUUCCAGUGAGCCAGGCAUCUCAAACAUCAAGGCAAUCUCUGCGAAGCCCACCCGUUGGGCUUGCGCGGAAGAGGUCUGCAUUACUAGCGUCCGUGGAAGAAACGGAGUGAUAGAUAAUAAUAUCUUUUUCACCUUGGAUUCUGUGAAACUUCCUCAUGGAUACCAGCCUCAACUAUUUGAUACCGUCAGCGUGGUCAUGGUGGAGAGCACUCACUUCUGCUAUGUCUGGAGAGCGGUUUCCAUCAUCCCAGCGCAAAAAUCCCCCGGAUCCCAGGAUGACGGAGGCCUGGGAUGGCCUGAAACGAAGUGUCACAGUCAAAGCAUUUAACUGAAAAGGCAGCAGGGACAGCAUGUUAAAGGCAUCACAAAGCACUUAGAAGAGUGCUUGGCAGGCUCAAGGUGCAGAUAAAGUGUUAUUAAGUUCAGUGACUGAAUGAUUGGACCAACAACGAUGUUUAGCUGUGCUUCAUUCAUCACUGGUUCUUUAGGAAUAAAACUGUUGAGCAACGCAUUAAGUCCUCUGUUGAGUUUUUUUAACAACACCAAUAACCAUAAAAAGCCGACUCUGCUGUACAUGAGCCUCCGUGAGCCUCUUUGUUGCAGGGGUGCAGCUCAUGUGCAGACAUGAAGAAAGACACAAACACAGAGCCCCUUGAAGCGCAGAGAAGCUGCUUACCCACUGGGAAGGGUUAUAUAAAAUCCCACAAGUACACCCCAUGAAACUUCUUGCUUUCGUCUAGCAGAACAUUUAGCCAGGUAGCUGUGACCUACGGAGACAUUCAGAUCUUUGGGCGUAGCUUGAAUGUGGUUGUGAACUUGCACCGAGUCCUGUGAUUCAUAAUUCCACCAUUACCCCCAGUCCUUGAAUAAACAGAGUUGUGUUUUCACUUUCCAUUACAGAUCCAGUGAGACCUCCCAAUCAUCCAGGGGUUUGUUUCCUGCUUGAUAAGAAGAGUGAAGAUCUUGUAGAGUUCCCAUUUUCACUCGUUGGUUCACUCCACGAAAUCCUACUGAUUCUCUUUUAUGUGCCAGGCACUGUUGAGGCUCCAGAGUUAUAGCCUUAACCCAAAGGACAAAAUUCCAGGCCCUAAUGGAACUUGUGUUCUUUUAAUGCCCCCACACCCCCCACCGUCCUCAGCUUCCUGACCCAUGCAGCAGAGCUCCUGUGAUAGAAAGGGGCAAGCGGGGGCUGUGGCAGCACCAGGUCCCUGUGAAUGUCGUCAUUUAAAAGCAGCUCCAGACCCCGUGGAAUUACAGAGCAGUCCACGUUGGACUUGAGAGAUGCAUGGGCCAUGACUUCCACUACCUCGCCAUUUAAUUCUCCAGUUUGGUUGAUGUGGAAGAAUGUUCUUUGGCAGUUAUAAUGCAUUAUGAUAAGCCCGGUCAGGUGGUGAUUCAGUCACAGCUGCUGUUUCACAAACUUCCUCACUGGAUUGAGGACCACCUGGGAGGCAGCAGUUCAGCAGGGUAGGGGGAGGGGAUUAGAUAAAUUUCCUUUAUCUUCUUUCAAAUAGCAAAGCCCAGAACCACUUUGCUUUCAUAAAGCAGACCAAGUGGCAGUACACUUUGAAUAUUUUGCCUCAAGGAUUUGUUAACUCCAAGGCUCUUUCCCACAAUUCAGAAUGGACAGUCCUCGAUCACCUCACCCUCGUCGCACGUGUGUCUCUUAAAUGGGUGACCUCACGGCACAAGGACAGAAGGACUCAGGGAGCCGGAAAUAGUGCUCUCGGUCGGAAAUGUGCUUUUUCCCCAUGGGAAAGAAUUAGCUGGAAAAUGCAGGGACCUGUCACCACGAGUUUCUGGGGCUCCAGUGUUCUGCCAUGGAGCUUCCAGCUGGCACGCUGUGAAAGCGUUGCAGAUGUGCUGAUAUCAGAUGCCUCUCAGCUCUCUUAGGGACACAUGCUAUGAAGAAAAUGAAAUAAGAUCAUGAUUUUUACCUGGGUUUGGCAAACUAUGGCCCUCGUGCCAGUUCUGGCCUGACGCCUGCAAUGGUUCUCCAAUCGUAAAGUUCUAUGUAGGCACCCGGAGCCUAAUGAGGGCCCGAUAUAUUGAUCCUAGUGUUCUUGCCACCAUGAUUACACCUACUGUUAAUAAAAGAGGCACCUUGAGGUCUCUCAUUGUGACUGUGGUUUCAUCCUCUAACCAUUCAUAGCUUUCAUGGGUUCUGGUCGUCAUUUCACUCCUCUUGUGGGAUGCAUAAAGCUUUAAGCAUACAUCUGCCAGUGGGAUAUGCUCUGUGAAUGUAACCAACUCCUCUUCCUUAUGCUUAGUGUGUGGUUCUCUGUUUUGUCAAAAUUCCAAAUUCUACCUAAUCAGCCAUAUGUACAAGGAUCUCUGUUCCCUUGGUGUCGGAGAAGAAUACAGUGUUUCGAAUUGAAGCUCUUGUAUCUAUUGGCAAACUUGUGGUUGCACGUGUACCUGCAGUACCAGCCCAGGAAUAUGGAGUUUAGUCUAUGCUUUCCUCUCUUUCCACCUUUCCACCUUUCCACGUGUGUUUUUCUUUCUCAGCUUUGGAGAACCCUACCUUCCAUUAUCCUCUGUGUAUUUACUUAUUUGCACAAUCCUGCUGUAUGUGCUCUGCUACUGUGGGCAGCUUUCCAUCUGU
Sapajus apella (tufted capuchin) is the source of this 3210-nucleotide messenger RNA. Its product is annotated as cancer/testis antigen 55-like. The coding region runs from base 1 to 933 and encodes 310 amino acids. The record is from RefSeq and is a predicted model, not a curated record. NCBI's taxonomy places the organism in Eukaryota, Metazoa, Chordata, Mammalia, Primates, Cebidae. The transcript is spliced from 7 exons.